GGGGGAGAAGCUGAGAUCUUCUUACCAGUUACAGAAGUUUAACUCUGAACUGAAGGAAUUACUAGAUUGGAUUCAGGAAAUCAAAAUUCAAAUCAAAAUUGGGGAUCUUCCGAAAAGUCUAGCUGAAGCAGAAAGCCUGAUAGAGGAGCAUCAAGAAAUAAAGGCAGAGAUUGAAGCUCGAGGGGAAAGAUUUGGUGCUCUUAGCAACUACGGUCAGAAACUUGGCAAUUCUGGCCAUUAUGCGGCUCCUGAGAUCCAUCAUUCCCUCAUCAAGUUACAACAAGCAUUAAAUGAAAUGAUCCAGGCCUAUGAAGAGCAAAGUCUAAAAUUACAUCAAGCCAGAGACUUACAGAUAUUCUUUGGUUAUGUGGAAGAGAGUGAAAGUUGGCUAAGCAGCAAAGAGGCCUUCCUAACAAACAAAGACUUGGGGGAUUCAAUAUCCAGUGUGGAAAGUCUGCAGCAAAAGCAUAUGCAAUUUGAAAAAGACUUGAACACCCAUCUGAUGGAGGUUGAUAAUAUAGCUGUCUUUGCCCAAAAGCUGAAGGACAGUCGGCAUUAUGAUUCAGAGAAUAUAAUGACUAAGUGCCAGGCUGUGUUGAGAAGAAAAGAAAAACUUCUGGAAAUUGCUUUAAUGCGCAGGCGUCUGCUGAAGGAGUCCUGGCUAUUACAAAAAUUUCUGCACAAUUCUUUUGAGAUAGCUUCCUGGAUGAGUGAAAAAAACAGUAUUGCCCUUGAUGAGAGCUGGAGAGAUCCCAGCAAUCUUCAAGCUAAACUACAAAAACACCAGACUUUCCAGGCAGAGAUUGUGGCUAACAAAAAUCAUCUCAACAGAAUCAAAGCAGAAGGAGAAAAAAUGCUCCAUGAAAGGCAUUAUGCUUUUGAUGUCCUCCAGUCAAGACUCCAAGAAAUAGAUGAGCUUUGGGAUGAGUUGCUGGAAAACUGUGAGGAAAAGAAAAGAAAAAUUCUGGAUGCUUACAAGGCUCUGCAAUUUCUACAUAUUGUGGAUGAGACUGAUAAAUGGUUGGAAGAUCUAGACAGCGAGAUGAAAAUGCCAAAGAGCAGUGAUAAUCUACUGGUUUUGAAUGCUCUCCUAAAGAAACAGGAAGAAUUGGAAGCCAACUUUAAUGCCCACAGGGACCAUUUCCAAAGUCUGAUCAACAGAGUGCAAGAAUUCCAGGAGGAGAAACAUUUUCUGGCAGAUGAGAUAGAGAUAAGAGUGGACCAGGUGGUAAACAGAUACAAAAGUUUUAGGGAGUCACUCCAGGAAAGACAGCAGCAUUUGGAAGCCAACAGAUUGCUGUACCAGUUCCUCCAGGAUGUCAAUGAAGAGUUUACCUGGAUUCACGAGAAACACCCUCUGGCAUCUUCCAGAGACUAUGGUCAGUCAUUGGCAGCUGUUCAAAGCUUACAGGAAAAGCACCAGAAUUUAGAGAAUGAGAUUAACAGCCAUGGUGCCUUGAUUAAAAGAGUUAUCAGUUCUGGGCAAAAGCUGAUGCAGGAAAAAGAUGUUGCUUCCCAGACAAUCUUGGAACAAAUAAAGGAACUGAUCAUUUCCUUUGAAAAUCUGAAAGAUGAAGCUCAGGAAAGAAGAUGGAGGCUUGUAGAAUCUCAUAAAGCCCAGCAUUUUUUCAGUGAGCUUUUGGAAGUAGAAUCCUGGAUGACAGAAAAAGGACUUCUGCUAGAAACUCCAGAUUAUGGGAGAAAUGAAGAAUCAACUCAAGCACUGUUACGUAAAAUGGAAGCUACAAAGCUUGAUCUGGAGGGAUUCAAAUCCCGAAUUGAGAAGCUGAAGGAAACAGGAGACUAUUUCUUGAACAGUAAUAACCCAGAAAGUUCAACUAUCCUGCCUAAACUCCAGUCUGUUUUAGAACAAUACCUGUCUCUCCAGGAUAGAGCAGAGAAACAAAUAAAAGCUUUGCAGGAACAAGCACAACUUCAUCAAUUUGAGAAGGAAACCCAACUGGUGGAUGCUUGGCUGUUGAGCAAACAGAAUAUGGCUGAAUCAGAUAAUUAUGGUCAGGAUUUAGAGACCGUGGAGGUUCUAGAGAAAAAAUUUGAAGAUUUUACGAAAGAGAUAGAAACUCUAGGCUAUACCAAAGUUCUGCUGAUAAACAAUCUAGCAUCUCAUCUUAGAAGUGUGUGUCACAAUCAAAUAAGCCACAUCCAGAAAAAGACAGAGGAUAUCCAUGUCAGAUGGGACAAACUGCAGCAAGCUGUCCAAACAAGAGCAGAGAAUCUCAGAGCAGCUCAUCAAGUUCAUCAAUAUGAUCGUGAUGUGGAUGACCUAAAAGGCUGGAUGCAGGAGAAAGACGCAGUUGUGACCAGAGGUGAUUAUGGUUAUGACCUACUUGGAGUUCAGACCCUCCUUAGCCAACAUGAAGGAGUGGAGAGGGAAUUGGCAGCCAUUGCAAAAGAGUUGGAAGGGGUAAGAGGAGAGGCCUGGCGCCUGGGCCGCCUCUACCCUCUGCCCAGGGAGAACAUGAUGAACAGACUUUCUGAAGUGGACGAGUGCUGGGAGAAACUAGACAAGAAGUGUGUGGAAAGAAAGCUGAAAUUGCAGCAGGCUGAACAAGUCCAAAUCUACUUCAAUGACUGCAGAGAGUUGGUAGCCUGGGCAAGGAAGAUGCAUUCCCUGAUUGUUUCAGAGGAGGUAGCAAAUGAUCUUCUGGGAGCUGAAUUGCUUAUUAAAUGCCACAAGGAAUACAAGCUUGACAUAGACAGACAAUGGUUGGAAUAUGAAGAUCUGGAGCAAAUUGGAUAUAAUCUGGUGAAGAAAGGACAUUUUAUGUGCCUGGAAAGAGAAUUGAAGCUAUUGAAACAAAUGACUAUAGAAGAAAAUGAGCAAAUGACCACAUUGAUCAAAGUCCCCUCACUAAGAAGGCGACAUUCAGAUAGAAGAAGCACAAUGCCUGAACCAAAGAAAACUCAGCAAUUACCACUUAUGUCCUCAAUUCCCAAUUUAAGAGAUCCCUUCAAUGUCUCUCCUACCCAAAACUCCAAAGAGAGUUUGCAUCAAAUCAGUUCUGAAGAAGACUUGAGGUUGAUCAAUGAUUCUCCUGAACCAAGAGUGAAUGGCUUAGAAAAUUCCAUGCCAGAAACUGAGAAUUCUUUGUGUCCUUCAUUGACCUCAGACUUGAAUAACCAGCAAUCUGAUGUUGGAUUUUUGGAGUCACACCAUAAUGAUUUUAAUCCAUCAGAUGUGAUAAACAGUUGUGAAACUUCUACCUCUGAGUUAGAAACUAGUGAAAUGAAAACUCUGGAUGGUAAAGGAUCCCCUGAUGACUGCCAAAGUCUUCUGCACUCAGAUUUAUCACCAGAAGGAUCAGAAACUGCUCCCCAAUGGUAUAGAAACUAUGUGAGGCAUUUGUAA
Thamnophis sirtalis is the source of this 3370-nucleotide messenger RNA. NCBI's taxonomy places the organism in Eukaryota, Metazoa, Chordata, Lepidosauria, Squamata, Natricidae. The record is from RefSeq and is a predicted model, not a curated record.